Messenger RNA from Centruroides sculpturatus (bark scorpion), 2517 nucleotides. RefSeq names its product zinc finger protein 316-like. Gene Ontology annotation, cellular component: nucleus. The transcript is spliced from 2 exons. NCBI's taxonomy places the organism in Eukaryota, Metazoa, Arthropoda, Arachnida, Scorpiones, Buthidae. The coding region runs from base 857 to 2236 and encodes 459 amino acids. The record is from RefSeq and is a predicted model, not a curated record.
UCGGAAAGCUUAGGCCCGGGACGCUGCCGAGAAUGUUUGGUUCCGUGGCGGCCGGAAUCUCGCCCGUCUCCAACGAAAUUUCUGGAAUUCUCGCCUAUUGUGCGGGUCUUGGGAGAGAGAAUCGCCCCGUUCUUUCGAGGGGGCGCCGUCGGUGGCCGGCGGCCGGAUCCGAUAAGAGAAUUGUCUGGUGGAAUUCGUCCCCCGCCCCCGGUAUCGGCAGAGUAAACAAUUAAGUCUAAUCGUUGCCGGGUAAACACGUCUGGCGGCCGGUCCCGGGCUUCCGACCCCGCUCUCCGCUCCGCCGCCGGCCUCGGGCCCGCCGCCGCCGUUUCAUCGGCGGGCCGAAGGAGGAAGGGUGUUUUUCCCUUCCGCCGCCCGCGGGCGGGUUUCCGCUUCCGAUCGCCGUCUCCCCAGUUGUUUGUCGACCUCGUCCUCGUCAGACUUGGGUCACCUCGGUGGGUUGUUAUGUUAUCUGAUGUUUACCGUCGUCGGGGGGACCCGGCGCGCCCCCCGUAACCGCCCCCGGUCUUUAGUACCGGGCGAGGAUCCGGACCAGGUGCGCGGUGUGUCGACCCGGUGACCCCGAGGCCCAUAUUUUCUUCCUCGCCCCACCCAGGGGACGGAGGCCCGCGCCCCGGAGACCGGGCCACUCUCUCUCUGGACUCCGGUGAGUGUUCUUCUCUCCUUCGACCCCCGCACCUCCGGCGGAGGAAUUCGCGCCCCGGGCUCUUAUCGCCCGUCCGAAGGUCGACCCCACCGCCGCUCGCCCGGCGAUUUCGUCACUUGUUUCUCGCCGCAAACCGCGGAGUCAUCCGAUUCGUGUCGAAGGCCGGAGGCUGAGAGCGGCUGUUGACCGAUGAUGAACGAAGACGAUGGACCUGGCAACGGCACGAAGGCGGCGGCCUCUCCGAUCACCGACAACGGCGACGCCGCCAACGGCAGCAGCAACGACAGCGCCUCCCCGUCGCACCGGGUGCCGUUGCCGGGUAACAAGCGGGUACAGGUGACGGGUGCAAUUCUCGGACCGGAAGCAGUUGCGAGCAAAACCAUGACGGGUGAACUACAGACGGGUCUUGCCAUCGGCGGCACCUUCGGUCCCCCGGUGUCGGGGAGCGGAGAAACCAAUAGUACAAAUCUGGACGACGGAGUGAGUACCAGUUCCUGCAACAACGGCAACGGCGGCGAGAGCAAAAGCGAGGCCAAGGCGAAGAAGCAACAGGGUCAACCAUCGAGGGACAAGAUGUUCGUCUGCAAUGUGUGCAAUCGGUGUUUCGGGUACAAGCACGUUCUACAAAACCACGAACGUACGCACACGGGCGAGAAGCCUUUCGAAUGUCCGGAGUGCCACAAGAGGUUCACGCGCGACCACCACCUCAAGACGCACAUGAGACUCCACACGGGCGAGAAACCGUACGUCUGCGGCGCCUGCAAGAGACGCUUCGUCCAGGUGGCCAACUUGCGACGACACGUCCGAGUCCACACGGGAGAGAAGCCGUACGAGUGCAAGCUGUGUCCGUCCCGCUUCUCCGACAGCAACCAACUCAAAGCUCACAUGCUGAUCCACAAGGGGGAGAAGCCCUUCGAGUGUUCCAAGUGCCUGGGCAGAUUCCGCAGGAGACACCACCUGAUGCACCACAAGUGUCCCAGGGACGAGGCCAACAUGGGCAAGCCGAGAAGGGGACGUCGACCCAAGGCCUACGACCGCCUGGACCAGCUUUCCUUCGGCGGGGCGGCCGCCCCCGGGGCCCGCCAGGCCGCGGCGGCGGAGGAGGAAGAAGAGGACAAGCCGCCCUCGGCCGAGCCGGAAGAGCCCUCGGAACCGGCGGCGCCCGCGGGCAAGAAGUCGCGCAGGAAGCCCAGCCACACCAUACGUAUCCUGACACCCCAGCAGCGAGAACUGUUUCUCCGCGACAAGGAGACCAUGCAGACGCAGGCCCUGGACAUGACCAAGCCCUCCUCCCCCGAGGGCCCUCCGGCGGCGCCCCGAACCUCCCGCUCGUCGUCCACCUUCGUGGACGGCGUCCUCGACCUCUCCAACUCCAGGAGCGACUCGGACGUGCAGGACGACGACUUGGUCCCCCGCAAGCUGUCCAGACUAAAGGCCGCUUCCGGCAACAAGUGGGACGACAGCACCGACGAGUCCGAUCCGCCCGAACGUUUCCACGGCAACGGAGACGGACUGGACAGCGACGAGGACGGCCGAGACGGCAACGACAACGGAGCCUACGUUCCUUAGGCGCAUCUAGUUCGUUCCUCUAUUCAGGGAUAUACCACUUUGACCUCAGAGUUCGGUUAUAUAGUUGUAAGCUUAUCGAAACUACCUCAGCAAUUAUUCGGUGAUCGAUACACUAGCAAGAAAAGUCGCAAGACCGCGGCCCCCUUGAGGGGGUCGUCGCGCGGGCGCGGAUCCGCCGCCUCCCUCCUCCUUUUCGCCCGCUCCUCUCGCUCUCUCUCCCCCCCCCCGUCGUUCCUCGUCCCCCAAAGGCGGCGCCGGAUCCCCGCCCGCGGCCUGGCCCG